Micromonas pusilla CCMP1545 is the source of this 1098-nucleotide messenger RNA. RefSeq lists its product as uncharacterized. Gene Ontology annotation, cellular component: cytoplasm. The record is from RefSeq and is a predicted model, not a curated record. The transcript has a single exon. The coding region runs from base 1 to 1098 and encodes 365 amino acids. Lineage: Eukaryota; Viridiplantae; Chlorophyta; Mamiellophyceae; Mamiellales; Mamiellaceae.
AUGGGUCAACCUCCCCCUCCCGCGUGCGCGGACGACGCGUGCGACACCGGCAAGUGCACGUCGUGGGUCGACGAGGCCCUCGACGCGGCCGGGGAGGAGUACGCGGACGCCCCGAGGCCGGGCUCGUGCUGCGAGAAGGAUGCGAAAGCGCAGAAGGAGGCGGCGCGGAUCAAGCGCAUCUUGCGAGCGCACGACCCGGUCGCGCGGCUCGAGGCCGUCCGCGCCGCGGGCGGGGUCAUGGAGCGCGCGAACCUGGACGAGGAUGAGGAGGACGAGGACGAGGAGGACGAGGACAGCGACGAUCUCCUCACGGACGACGACGACGACGACGACGACCUGCGGAUGGCGAGCACGAUGGAUCCGGUCCUUCGAGAGAUUCACGAACGACGGCUCGCGGAGAUGAAAGCCGCGGCGGCGAAGAACGCCGCGACGCGGCAGAGGGAGGGCGCCUCAUCGUAUAACGCCGCGAAGGAGGCCGACAUCCCAACGAUCGUGAAGAGCGGGCCGUCGCGCGUCGUGUUCCACUUCGUCUUGGAAGGGAUGGACGAGUGCGCGAGGAUCGACGAGGUGCUCGACGCGCUCGCGCCCGCGCAUCCGAAGACGCGGUUCGUCCGCGUCGACGCCCUAUGCCCGAGCCCGAUGCUGCGGACGAUCGGCGCGCCGACGCUGCCCGCGGUGAUCACGUUCAGGAGGAAGAAACUCGGCGCGUGGACGUGCGGGCUGAACGACUUCGGCGGCGUCGAGGGGUUCGACGAGGAGAAGGUGAUUCGAUGGCUCGCGCGCGUCGCGGGCGCGCUGCCGGGGCAUCCCCUCGCGCCGCCACCGCCUUCGAAGGGCGGCGUCGCGGGGGGCGCAAACGGUGACAGCAGCGACGAGGGCGAGAAGCCUUCGAAAGGCCGCGGCGCCGACGGCGACGGCUCGGACGACGACGACGAGGUCGUCCCGUGCGAAGCCGGCGAGGGCGCGUGGAGCGGGGUGGGCGGGACCCCGUGCGAGACGUGUGGGAGGCGGUACCCGCAUCAGCACUUCAGGGCGCUGAGGCACGGGGGUGAGCGCGAGCGGAGAGGGUCGGACGACGAGGAGGAGGACUCGGAUUGA